AUGCGUUGCUUCGGUCCUGCCCGCUCCGUCUGGCGCCAGUCCCUCGGCGCUGACCUCUCUUCCUCGUCCCAUCGUCUGCAACAUACCUCGAGAAGAUGCGUGUCGACGGAAGCGCCUGCCGCGCAGCAACAUAGGACGCGGCGCCGGCUACUCUACUCAGGCGGCGCACUCGUCCUCGCAGGAGGCGCAUACCUUGCGUACGAGAAUUACAAGCCAUUUCGACAUUCGGUGCUCGCGGUCGUGCGCUCGUCGCGGAUAGCGGGCGCGGCGGCGGCGGGGAUUGUGGACUACAAGUGGACGUUUUCGAGGACAUAUGCAUCGGAGGAAGAGGAGCGGGAGGCAUACUCACAAUGCCAUACCCGCAGCGCGGAUAGGGUGCUGAGGGCGCUACAAGCGAAUGGCGGUAUCUUCAUCAAGCUCGGUCAACAUCUCGGGUCGUCCCUCUUCCUUCCCCUAGAAUGGACUCGUGCAAUGCGUCCGUUGCAAGACCAGUGCGAGCCAGCUUCCCUGGAGGCGAUUGAGGGCGUCUUCAUCUCCGAGACUGGGCAGAGAUUCCAUGAGGUCUUCGACAAUUUCGACCCGGAGCCCAUCGGCGUAGCGAGUCUGGCACAAGUGCACAAGGCGCACUAUCGAGCGUCCGGUCAGGAUGUCGCCGUCAAACUACAACUGCCCAUGGUGCAAGAGUUCAGUACGAUCGACAUCAACACUACGGAAGCUUCCCUAGGCUGGAUAACAUACUGGUUCCCCGACUUCGAGUUCAUGUGGCUGGCGGAUGAAAUGCGCAAGAACCUGCCUCGCGAGAUGGACUUCAUUCAAGAGGCGAAGAACGCAGAGAGGGCGGCGGAGGACUUCAAGGACCUGCGGACAUCGCUCUACAUACCCAAGAACAUCCUCGUCACGAAGCGGGUGCUCGUCAUGGAGUUCAUCAAGGGUGGACGGGUGGACGACUUGGACUACCUGGCGCAACAGAAUAUCGAUAGAAAUAAGGUUGCUGUUGAGCUGUCGCGGAUAUUUAGCAGGAUGGUCUUCAUCAAUGGAUGGUUCCACGCCGACCCUCACCCUGGCAACUUGCUCAUUCGCGCCGCACCUCCGUCCUCGAAGUCCCCAUACAACUUCGAGAUUGUACUCCUCGACCAUGGCCUCUACUUUGACCUCGAUCGCGAGCUUAGGAUCAACUACAGCCACCUCUGGCUAUCACUUGCAUCCCCAGCUACGCCACAAGUCGCCGCUGAGCGGAGAAAGUACGCUGAGCUUGUGGGCAAUAUCGGUCCGGAUUUAUAUCCCGUCUUCGAAGCCGCCCUCACUGGCCGCGCGAUGAUGGACGACACCAUGAACCCCAUCGACGAGAACGAGACGCAGUCGAGCGUGCGGCGCGCGUCUGGCAUGCUCGACAUGUCCUCGCAGACGGACGAGGAGAUCGAGAUGAUCAGGAGCGCGAUGGUCACCCGGGAGGGCUUACUUUUCUCCGUUCUGGACGUCUUACGGAGGGUACCGCGGAGGAUACUGAUGGUGCUGAAGCUGAACGACUUGACGAGAGGGUUGGACUACGCACUGGCGACGACACACUCUGGCAUUCGAAUAUUCUUGGUUUCGACAAAAUGUUGCGUGUAUGCCAUCUGGCAGGAUGAGCGGCAGCGGCUCGGGUACGGGAAGGGCCUCUCGCCUUUAGGUGUCCUUACACGAUAUAUCGGGACUUGGUGGUCAGUCCUCAUGUUCUCUCCUCAUUCUGUGAUCUCCGCUGACGAUUCCAAUAGGCACUACGGCAAGCUGUACUCGACGCUAUCGCUCAUGGAGUGGUACCUUGACAGCCAGGCGCGUCUGAUCAUCCUCAAGGACUGGGUUCGCGGUCUGUUGCGAACGAGACGACUUGCGGGAGCACACCAGGCCGCUGCUGGCCUCAUGUAG
Schizophyllum commune H4-8 is the source of this 1905-nucleotide messenger RNA. RefSeq names its product ABC1-domain-containing protein. Gene Ontology annotation, cellular component: mitochondrial inner membrane. NCBI's taxonomy places the organism in Eukaryota, Fungi, Basidiomycota, Agaricomycetes, Agaricales, Schizophyllaceae. The transcript has 9 exons. Bases 1 to 1905 code for a protein of 634 amino acids. Gene Ontology annotation, biological process: lipid homeostasis; mitochondrion organization. The record is from RefSeq and is a predicted model, not a curated record.